AUGGCAUGCGGACCGGCGGCGCCGCAAGCGCCGCCCUCACCUGCCCCUUUGGUGCCACCUCCGCUCUCCUCGCCACCUCCGUCGUCGCCACCUCAGCAUCGCAAUAUUUUCUGGAUAAUUGCCGACGACCUGCGACCAGAGUUGGGGUCGUACGGGGCGGAGCACAUACGUUCUCCUAAUAUCGAUGCAUUGGCGACGGACAGCGCCGUCUUUGAGCGAGCUUACUGCCAAGUGCCCACCUGUGGCGCCUCGCGCGCGAGCAUGCUGACCGGGCUGUACGCAACUCCAACCCGCUUCAUCAACUUCAACACCCGCGCGGACUUUGACGUGCCAGACGUGCCAGACUUGGCAAAGACGCUCCGGACUGCAGGUUACACGGCCAUCUCCAACGGCAAGGUAUACCAUCACAGCGACGACAAUGCGCAGUCAUGGAGUGAGAUUUGCGGCCACGAUGCGGGCUCAAUAGCAGGACAGGCGUGCAACUACUCCACCGCGAUGUGCUGCAUCUCUCCGCAAAGCUUAGCUAGGACUGCGCCGUCUCUUCCAGAGGUGCGAAACCACACGAUUCGAAACCCGUUUGCAAGGUCGACUGUUCCAGAGUGGGCCCAUCGCGAGUUCGAGAACGAGGAGGUGGGUGGGUUGCCGCUGCAGGAGUGGCUACGGGCUCAGCUCGCCCGGUGGCAGGCGCAUGGUGGUCAGGGUGGGUGUUGGGGCUGCGACGAGCCGGCCUGGGGGGGGACUGACGUGACUGAUGACGGCACAAGCCCAGCGACCCGCGGCUACCCUGACGGCAAGCUCACAGUCAAGGUCAUCGAUGACCUGCGGAGAGCGAAGGCCGCGAACACGCCAUUCUUCAUCACGUGCGGCUUCAUCCGGCCGCACCUCCCCUUCGUCGCGCCGCUGAGGGACUGGGACGCGUACAGUCGCGACGCCAUCGAGCUCGCAGACAACGCAGCGCUUGCCGUCGGAGCGCCUCCUCGGGCGCUACACUACCGAGAGCUGGGUGUGUACGACAUCGGAACGACGCCUCCAUCAGCCUUCUCGAUAGGGCAGCUCAUGCCAGAGUACGGCCUCGGGAACCCCCUCCCGGAUAACAUUUCGCGCUCGUUGGUGCACGGCUACUACGCGAGCGUCACCUACGUGGACCGGCUUGUGGGCCGGCUAGUGGACGAACUCAAGUCACUCGGUAUGUACGAGGAGACGAUCGUCGUCUUCAAUAGUGACCACGGCUACCAGCUGGGUGAACACGGCACCUGGUGCAAGCACUCCCUCUUUGAGACCUCGCUGCACGUGCCGCUUAUCAUCAAGGCGCCCGGAUUCAGCCCCUCACGCGUGCCGGCGCUAGUAGAGAACAUCGAUAUCUACCCCACGCUGCUCGACUUGGUCGGGAUCGCGGCUCCACCGCACUUGCAGGGCAAAAGCCUCGUCCCGCUUCUGCAGAACCCCGUCGCACCCUUCAAGGACGCGGUGUUUUCUCGCUACCGAGACGGCGACUCGGUGCGUUUCGCAGACUACGCCUAUAGCGAGUACUGCAUGCGGAGCUGCUGGUCGCCCGAGACUUGCUCAAGCUCCUGCGCGACGCCUCACCUGACCGACCGCAUGCUCUACGAUCACACCGUCGACCCUGACGAGACCCUCAACCGGUGGAACCGGUCACAGUACGUCCAAGCCACCGCCGACAUGCAGCGAGCCCUCUUUCGGCAUCGGGUUGAGAGGGAGGCAAUAGCUUAG
Molecule: messenger RNA, 1731 nt
Organism: Emiliania huxleyi CCMP1516
Lineage: Eukaryota; Haptophyta; Isochrysidales; Noelaerhabdaceae
Exons: 1
Coding region: 1-1731 (576 amino acids)
Molecular function (GO): iduronate-2-sulfatase activity
Source: RefSeq, a predicted model, not a curated record